This is a messenger RNA of Lactuca virosa, 1321 nucleotides long. The record is from the annotation of a GenBank genome assembly. Lineage: Eukaryota; Viridiplantae; Streptophyta; Magnoliopsida; Asterales; Asteraceae.
ACAAGUCUCAUGUUUGAUAUUUUCGUUUAAAAUGUCUACUGCAACAUCACUCCUCACCUCUCCUCCCAUCAUAUUCCGAUCCACCACCAUCACCACCACAGUUCCACCACGGAAUUUCAAACCCAGAAAACUCCGUCAAUCAACACCCAAAAUGUCCAUCAACAACUCCCCUCCAACUCCAAGCCCCACUCAACUUAUCACCUCCAUCACCAAACUCCUCUGGGGCAAAUCCCUCCCACCACAACUCCUCAUCUCCACCGUUCGCUCCGCCUGGUCCACCGCCUGGCACCUUAUGAUGUCCCAACUCGCUCCCUCCGACCCAUCAGGAUCAUACACCCGACCUGUUUCCCAAUUUAGAAACCCCAACCACCACCAACUUCAGCCCAAUGCCCUCCACCUCUACGCCGCCCUACCAUGCCCCUGGGCUCACCGGACACUCAUCGUUCGAGCUUUGAAGGGUCUUCAAGAUGCGAUACCCGUCUCAAUUGCUUCUCCAGGGUUAGAUGGUUCAUGGGUGUUCAACGAUAGUCCUAUCCCAAAUGGGGAUAAGCUUAUCCCCACUCAGGAUAAGGUUAACGGCGCUAAAACUGUCAGAGAAGUUUACAAAAUGCGGCGAGGAGGGUACGACGGCCGGUGCACCGUUCCCAUGCUUUGGGAUGUUGAGAAGAAAGAGGUUGUUUGUAAUGAGAGCUAUGACAUAAUUGAAUUGUUGAAUUCGGGUUUAAACGAGGUAGCUCGGAAUCCAGAUUUGGACCUGUCACCGCCGGAGCUCAAGAAACAGAUUGAUGAAUGGAACAAGAUCAUAUAUCCAAGUAUCAACAAUGGCGUUUACAGAUGCGGGUUUGCACAAAGUCAAGAAGCAUAUGACACUGCUGUUAACGAGUUAUUUAAUGCUUUAAACACUGUAGAUGAUCAUCUAAAAGGUUCACGAUACUUAUGUGGGGAUAAUCUUACACUAGCAGAUGUAUGCUUGUUUACUACUUUGAUACGAUUUGAUCUUGUGUACAAUGUCAUGUUCAAAUGUACAAAGAAGAAGGUGGUUGAAUAUCCGAGUCUCCAUGGUUACAUGCAAGAUAUCUAUCAGAUUUCUGGUGUUGCAGAGACGUGCAAUCUGGAAGCAAUGAUGGAUGGUUACUAUAAGUUCUUGUUCCCAUUGAAUCCAGGAAACAUUAGACCCAUCAUGCCCUCUAAUUCUGACAAUCACUCCCUCUCACAAACUCACAAUAGGGAAUCGCUGUCUGCUUCAUCACAAAGUGUACAGGUACAUCUGAGCCCAAGGGCAAGGGCAAGGCCUGAUGGCGCGAUGUGUUUUAUUAACUAA